AUGAGUGGCGAUCUUACCGGCUUCUUCUACGGCACGCUGAUGGCGCCCGAAGUCUUCUUCAGCGUGUGCUACGGCACCAAGGCCCCGCCGGCGGCCAUCCAGGCGCUGCACAGCUUCACGCCCGCGGUGCUCCACGACUUUUGCCGGCACCGGGUGCAGUACGCCGACUACCCGGGCAUCAUCCCGGAGAGCGGCCACUCGGUCCGCGGCGUCUACGUGACGGGGCUGACGUCAGCCAACAUGAAGCGGCUAGACGACUACGAGGGGAGCGAGUACCGGCUGGACACGGUCCGUGUGCGGCUGGACCGCGGCGGCGAAGGCGGCGGCGGUGCGGAGGCGCAGGACGGAGAGGAGGAGGUCGAUACCAAGACGUACGUCUACCUGCGCCCAAAGGAGCUGGAGAUGAGGGAGUGGGAUUUUGAGGAGUUUAAGAGGGACAGGAUGAAGCUGUGGACGCGCAACGGAUACUGUGAGGGAGACAUCAAGGAGUGA
Molecule: messenger RNA, 492 nt
Organism: Cordyceps fumosorosea ARSEF 2679
Lineage: Eukaryota; Fungi; Ascomycota; Sordariomycetes; Hypocreales; Cordycipitaceae
Product: AIG2-like protein
Exons: 3
Coding region: 1-492 (163 amino acids)
Source: RefSeq, a predicted model, not a curated record